Messenger RNA from Ochotona curzoniae (black-lipped pika), 1808 nucleotides. It is a transcript of the gene CFHR5, whose product is annotated as complement factor H related 5. The record is from RefSeq and is a predicted model, not a curated record. NCBI's taxonomy places the organism in Eukaryota, Metazoa, Chordata, Mammalia, Lagomorpha, Ochotonidae. Bases 1 to 1710 code for a protein of 569 amino acids. The transcript is spliced from 10 exons.
AUGUUUGUCUUAGCCAAUGUCAUACUCCUCCUAGGUGUUCCUGCUGUCGUUGGACAAGUGGGACUUUGCAAUUUUCCAGAAAUAAAGCAUGGCAUUCUCUAUGAUCAAAAGAAGUAUCAGGCAUUUUUGCCAGUUCCAAUAGGGAAAGUUUUCUAUUACUCCUGCGAAUACAGCUUCGUGUCUCCUUCGAAGUCUUUUUGGACUCAGAUAACAUGCACUGAAAAAGGAUGGUCGCCAACACCAAGGUGCCUCCGAAUGUGUUUCUUUCCCUUUGUGGAAAAUGGUCAUUCUGAGUCUUCAGGAAAAAUACACCUGCAAGGUGACACCGUGCGAAUUGUCUGUGAUGGAGGCUAUGGACUUCAAAAUGGUGGGAAUAGCAUUGUGUGCACAGAAGGAGGCUGGUCUGCUGCUCCCGAAUGCAGGUUCAUCAAAAUAGAAUGUCCUCUUCCAUUUUUAGAAGCAUAUUUAGAUGCCCGUCCAAAACAAGAAAAAUACAAAGUUGGAGAUGUGUUGAAAUUUUCCUGCAGACAAAAAUUUGCAAGAGUUGGACCAGAUUCAGUCCAGUGCUACCAAUUUGGGUGGUCACCUGAUUUUCCAACAUGCAAAGAGCAAGUACAACCAUGUGGUCCACCUCCCCAACUCCCCAAUGGGAAAGUGAAGGACUCAAGGAAAGAAGAAUAUGGACAUGGGGAAGUGGUGCAAUAUGAAUGCAAUUCUCAUUUUACAGUGAAAGGGCCUAGCAAAAUACAAUGUAUGGAUGGAGAAUGGACUACUUUGCCCACUUGUGUAGGCCCAGUGCAAACAUGUAGCUCUUUACCGAAACUAGAGCAUGGUUAUGCCCAGCCCUCUGCCCCUCCCUAUCCACAUGGCGCUACAGUGGAGCUGAGCUGCAAAAGCACGCAUACAAUGAUUGGAAACCACAGCAUCUCCUGCCUAAGCGGAAUGUGGACAGAACUUCCAGAGUGUGUUGCCACUGAUCGACUCAAGAAGUGUUCACGAUCAAGCCUUGGUUCAGGAAUAUUCUUCAGACCACAUAUGAGUGAAUAUAAUCAUAAUACCACAAUAAGUUAUAGAUGCACUGGAUCACACAGCUACAUGCGAACCGUCUGUGUAAAUGGGAACUGGAAUCCCAAGCCAAGUUGCACAGAAAAGAACAAGCGUCUCUGCCCCCCACCACCUCAGAUACCUCAUGCUCAAAAUAUGACAACCACAGUGAAUUACCAAGAUGGAGAAAAAGUAGCUAUUCUUUGUAAAGAGAAUUUUCAACUUCAAGAAGUAAAGGAACUUGUGUGUAAAAACGGACAAUGGCAAUCAUUACCACAAUGUAUUGACUCUACACAAAGUUGUGGGCCCCCUCCACCUAUUGACAAUGGCGAUAUCACUUCAUUCCCACUAUUAAAAUAUCCACCAGGGUCAAGAGUGGGGUAUAGUUGCCAAGCCUUUUAUGAACUCAAAGGCCCCGGAUAUGUAACAUGCAGAAAUGGACAGUGGUCAGAACCACCAAAAUGCCUGGAUGCAUGUAUAAUAUCAGAAGAAAAUAUGAAAAAAAAUAACAUUCAGUUGAAGUGGAGAGACAGCAGAAAACUUUAUGCAAAAACAGGUGACAUUGUGGAAUUCAUGUGUAAAGACUCACGCAAAGCAGCACAACACACACCAGCCUUUCGGGCCGUCUGUCACGAAGGGAAAUUUGAAUAUCCCAAAUGUGAAUGAGACAACUGCAACUUCCCUGAAAAUGUUCUUAACCAUAAUCAUAAAUGUGUGCUUGCAGUAUCCCUUACAUAGGCAAUUGUAUAGUCACAGUUUUUAUU